Messenger RNA from Salvelinus namaycush (lake trout), 1440 nucleotides. RefSeq names its product neural cell adhesion molecule L1.2-like. The transcript is spliced from 4 exons. Bases 1 to 786 code for a protein of 261 amino acids. Lineage: Eukaryota; Metazoa; Chordata; Actinopteri; Salmoniformes; Salmonidae. The record is from RefSeq and is a predicted model, not a curated record.
AUGGAGGGGAGGAGAGUAUAUACAGAUGGAGGGGAGGGGAGGAGAGUAUAUACAGAUGGAGGGAGGAGAUUUGUUUUUUUGUCUUUUGAUUUCUGUUUCUGCUCUUUUUUCAUCCAAUAUUUGUCUCUCAUUUUUGUUUGUGUGUUUGUGUGUUUGUGUGUGUGUGUAGUUGGGGGUAAGUGGGAGGAGUCAGAACAGGUUAACACGUUGCAGGCAUUCUAUUCGCUGACGGGUCUUCAGCCUGGAACACAGUACCGCCUCCUCAUCACCCAUGGCAACUAUACGCACUGGGAGGACGAGAUACAGACCACCGGUCCAGAGCUACGUGGUGUGGAAGGGGAUUUUGCUACUCAAGGCUGGUUCAUAGGGCUGAGCAGUGCUGUGGUGUUGCUGUUGUUGCUGCUUCUGGUUCUCUGUUUCAUCAAGAGGAGUAAAGGGGGCAAGUACGCAGUGAAAGACAAGGAAGAGAAUCAGAUGGACUCCGAGGCUCGGCCAAUGAAAGACGAGACGUUCGGAGAGUACAGUGAUGGUGAUGAGAAGCGGUCAGUCAGUCAGCCAUCUCUGUGUGUGGAGAGUAAACUGGGGAGUGACGACUCCCUUGCCGAAUACGGAGACAGUGUCGACAUCCAGUUCAACGAGGACGGCUCUUUCAUUGGUCAAUACAGCGGCCGAGGGCCCGCGCCUACAGGAAAUGAGAGCUCUGGCCCCGCCUCCCCUGUCAAUCUAGACCCCCCGCCUCCUCCGAUAGGCCCCUCCUUCGCCGGAAUACUGGACAGGACCAGUUAGAACAGACACACCAUCAGACUGCCUGCAUGAAGACCUCUCAUUCCUGACACUUCUGCCAUCAGACUGCCUGCAUGAAGACCUCUCAUUCCUGACACUUCUGCCAUCAGACUGCCUCCAUGAAGACCUCUCAUUCCUGACACUUCUGCCAUCAGAGUGCCUGCAUGAAGAUCUCUCAUUCCUGACACUUCUGCCAUCAGACUGCCUGCAUGAAGAUCUCUCAUUCCUGACACUUCUGCCAUCAGACUGCCUGCAUGAAGAUCUCUCAUUCCUGACACUUCUGCCAUCAGACUGCCUGCAUGAAGAUAUCUCAUUCCUGACACUUCUGCCAUCAGACUGCCUGCAUGAGGACCUCUCAUUCCUGACACUUCUGCCAUCAGACUGCCUGCAUGAAGAUCUCUCAUUCCUGACACUUCUGCCAUCAGACUGCCUGCAUGAGGACCUCUCAUUCCUGACACUUCUGCCAUCAGACUGCCUGCAUGAAGACCUCUCAUUCCUGACACUUCUGCCAUCAGACUGCCUGCAUGAAGACCUCUCAUUCCUGACACUUCUGCCAUCAGACUGCCUGCAUGAAGACCUCUCAUUCCUGACACUUCUGCCAUCAGACUGCCUGCAUGAAGACCUCUCAUUCCUGACACUUCUGCCAUCAGACUGCCU